Molecule: messenger RNA, 1349 nt
Organism: Cydia fagiglandana
Lineage: Eukaryota; Metazoa; Arthropoda; Insecta; Lepidoptera; Tortricidae
Gene: Mulk
Product: acylglycerol kinase, mitochondrial
Exons: 3
Coding region: 94-1323 (409 amino acids)
Biological process (GO): phosphorylation; sphingosine biosynthetic process; ceramide biosynthetic process
Cellular component (GO): mitochondrion; membrane; cytoplasm
Molecular function (GO): ceramide kinase activity; ATP-dependent diacylglycerol kinase activity; acylglycerol kinase activity
Source: RefSeq, a predicted model, not a curated record
AAACAUUAGUUAUAAAAUGGAAUUCCACAGAAAUGAACAAUGUUAUUUGAAAUGUGAGCCAUACUAAGUAAUACAAGAUUCCCGCAUAUAACGAUGGAGAAAAUUGUUAAGUUUAGUACUACCAUUCGGAACAAUUGGAAAAAAUCUGUCGUAGGGGCUUGCGCAUUGGCUUAUGGAGCCUCGGUAGCAAAGGAAAAAUACGACAUUAAUAUUCUUAUGAGAGCUGCAUGCAAGGAAGCGGCUCUAUAUGGAGAUGCAUUAAUACCAAUGGAGCGUAAUCCUACCGUUGUAACUGUGAUCCUCAAUCCCGUCGCCAAUAAGAGAUCAGCUAAAAAGGACUUUGAGAAAUAUUGUGAACCACUACUGCACCUUGCCGGUUUGCAAGUUGAUGUUGUGCAAACGGCUUCAGAGGGGAAUGCAAAGGAAAUCGUGGAGACCUUGAAAGGUACAGAGGCAAUCAUUGUAGCAGGUGGUGAUGGGACUUUAUCAGAGACAGUUACAGGUCUCCUCCGCAGAAAUGAUGAAGCCAAUCGUUUUCCACUUGGAGUCCUUCCUCUUGGCCGCACAAACAAGCUUGGAAACAGCUUGUUUCCUGGUGGAUCAGACAAUGUGGAAAAAGUCAAACAGCUUAUUGAUGCUUCAAUGGCUAUAAUCAGAGGCAAAACGGAAUGGAAAGAUGCUCUCAAAAUAGAACAGAUCACAGAUGGGGAGGAAACCCCAAGACCAAUUUUUGCCAUGAGUUCUAUAGAAUGGGGGGCUUUUAGAGACACAAUGGCCAAGAAAGAUAAAUACUGGUUUACUGCAGGUUUAAGAGAAUAUGCCACAUUUCUUUUUAAUGGUUAUAAGGACUCUAUUACUUGGAAUUGCAGUGGCACAUUGAAAUACACGCCACCUUGUGCUGGAUGUGCUAAUUGUGUGCAAAAAAAGCCUGAACCUAAAAAGAAAUGGUCAUUCUUUAUUCCCAGCACGCAAGCUGCAAAUGUAGGCCCAAAAGAGAUUAAUCCAGAAUGCAUAAAAACAGAGGAGUUGUGUUUUAAGACAGCAGAGUUUAAAAUAGAAACGCCUGCAGAGAAGCAGGAGAAACCCUCUUUAAAAAUAAUAUUGGGGAAGAGCAGCUAUUCAUACGCACAAUUUGUUAGCGAAGGUUGGGACAGAUUGAAAAACAAGCCAGAGGGCAAAGAAGUUAUUUCUGCUCGAACUGUGGAACUUUUGCCUCAGGAUCCUGGCAAAGAGGUCACCAUAGAGAUUGACAAGGAAGAAUUUGAGUUAAAACCAGUUAAAGUUACAAUACUGCCGAAAAUUGUUAAAUUAUUUUGUCUAUAAUAAAUGGUUAAAUGAAACCUGGUUUC